AGAAAAAGGACGUCAACAUGUGUUGUACCACCAACAACUUCGUCCUUAAUUAGGAACACUGGGCGAACAAAUUUGAAAUCAAGAGUUUAGGGUUUUCGUUCUCCCGUUUCUGUUUUCUGCAAUUUUUGCUUCAAUUCUCUCUCGCCAAUUUAAGAUGACUAAAGGGGAAAGAACCUCACCGCCAGAGUCGAGAACCUCACCGCGACACUCAAGUCGCAGGUCACGAUCUAUAUCCAGGUCCCGGAGAAGUCGUUCUAGGAGCCGUUCUGAGGAUGCUCUUAAUCCUGGGAACAAUCUUUAUGUCACUGGUCUUUCUACAAGGGUUACUGAAACUGAACUCGAAAAUUAUUUCAAACGUGAAGGGAAGGUUGUUAAGUGCCAUUUGGUCAGAGACCCUCAUAGUAAGGAGUCCCGUGGUUUUGCAUUUGUUACUAUGGAGACCAACAAAGAUGCAGAGCAUUGUAUUAAGAACCUGAACCGGUCUGUUAUGGAAGGCCGAUUAAUUACUGUUGAAAAGAAUCUGCCUGAUAUUGUUUGGCAGCAGCCAUGGCUAAAAGGAAACGAGGGAGAACUCCAACUCCUGGAAAGUAUGAAGGUGUUAAAAAUAAAAGAGGAAACAGCUGGAACAGGCAAAGAUCUCGUAGUUACUCACCUCGUAGGAGACAUGACAGAGAUAAUGAUAACCGGGAACGACAUGGGGUACGUUCCUCCACUGAUAGCAGGAGGGGAGGUGAUGAUGGUCAUCACCAUAGGAGUCACAGACAGCGUUCCUAGUUCCUGUAGUGUUGAGCUAGAACCUGCAUAUCCUUCAUCUACAUCAAGUCAACUAACCUUGAAGAGGAUUAUGAAUUUUGGGAACUAAAUUUGGAAACGUUAAGAAUACUUUAUUAACCAUUCUUUCUCUGCCCAUUCUUUGUGGGUGCACUAUAUUGUGUUUGAUAAUUGGUGUAUUUGGCUAUUAGUGUAAACCGUUAACAACUCAUGAAUUACUUGCUACUCCAUUUUGGUUCA
Salvia hispanica is the source of this 1011-nucleotide messenger RNA. NCBI's taxonomy places the organism in Eukaryota, Viridiplantae, Streptophyta, Magnoliopsida, Lamiales, Lamiaceae. The record is from RefSeq and is a predicted model, not a curated record.